AUGAUGGAGUGGGAUAGUAACUCGGAGUCUGAUCUGAUGGAAGGGGAAGAAGAUGAAGAAGUAGAAGGGUUGGGGUUUUUGUUGAGGAGAAGUGGAGGAGAAGGUGGGACACCGCUUUUUUCGGUGGACAAGCUUCUACAACCGGCGCCUUGCGGGUUUGUUGUCACAGAUGCUUUGGAACCGGACCAUCCCAUUAUUUACGUUAAUUCUGUGUUUGAGAUGGUUACUGGUUACCGUGCAGAAGAAGUUCUCGGCCGCAACUGUCGCUUCUUGCAAUGCAGAGGCCCAUUUGCUAAGAGAAGGCAUCCACUGGUGGACCCAAUAGUAGUCUCUGAAAUGAGAAGAUGCCUAAUGGAAGGUGUUGAAUUUCAAGCUGAAUUGUUAAAUUUUAGAAAAGAUGGAUCCCCAUUAAUGAAUAGGCUGCGCAUGACUCCAAUAUAUGGUGACGACGAGACAAUUACCCAUAUCAUUGGUGUACAGUUCUUUACGGAAGCAAAUCUUGAUCUGGGACAACUUUCUGGAUCUUCAGCAAAGGAGACUUCUAAAAUAUCUGAAAGGUUUAAAUUCAGUCCUUCUCCUUGUGUACUAGUUACAGAUGGGAAGCGGAAUAUCAGUCGCGGGGUUUGUGGAAUAACGCAGUUAAGUGAUGAAGUCCUCUCUAUGAAGAUUCUUUCUCGACUGACUCCUAGAGAUAUUGCAUCCGUUGGCUCUGUUUCUCGGCGACUGUAUGAGCUGACUAAGAAUGAGGAUCUCUGGCGAAUGGUCUGCCAAAAUGCAUGGGGCAGUGAAACAACUCGAGUAUUAGAAACAGUGCCAGGUGCUAAACUCUUAGGGUGGGGUAGAUUGGCAAGGGAACUUACCACUCUUGAAGCUGCAGCAUGGAAAAAACUAACAGUUGGAGGUGUUGUUGAACCCUCUCGUUGCAACUUCAGCGCAUGUGCUGUUGGUAAUCGUGUGGUUCUUUUUGGUGGGGAGGGUGUCAACAUGCAACCCAUGAAUGAUACCUUUGUGCUGGACCUGAACUCGAGCAAUCCCGAGUGGCAACAUGUCAAAGUGAGCUCUCCUCCUCCUGGUCGUUGGGGCCACACACUUUCUUGUGUGAACGGGUCCCAUCUUGUUCUGUUCGGUGGCUGUGGGAGGCAAGGUUUACUUAAUGACGUCUUUGUGUUGGAUUUGGACGCUAAGCAUCCUACUUGGCGCGAAAUCUCCAGUUUGGCUCCUCCACUCCCUAGAUCUUGGCAUAGCUCCUGCACACUGGAUGGAACCAAGCUGAUAGUCUCUGGUGGUUGCGCUGAUUCUGGAGUACUUCUGAGCGACACUUUUCUGCUUGAUCUUUCCAUGGAGAAACCAGUGUGGCGAGAGAUACCUGUAGCAUGGACUCCACCUUCACGUUUAGGGCAUACAUUGUCGGUUUAUGGUGGGAGGAAAAUCUUGAUGUUCGGGGGUCUUGCGAAGAGUGGUCCUCUUCGGUUUCGAUCAAGUGAUGUAUUCACCAUGGAUCUGAGCGAGGAGGAACCAUGUUGGAGAUGCGUAACGGGGAGUGGGAUGCCUGGUGCUGGAAAUCCAGGAGGUAUAGCUCCUCCUCCCCGGCUUGAUCAUGUGGCGGUGAGCCUCCCAGGUGACAGAAUCCUUGUCUUUGGUGGUUCUGUCGCUGGUCUUCACUCAGCAUCCCAGCUCUAUAUACUCGAUCCAACCGAAGAGAAACCAACAUGGAGGAUUCUGAAUGUACCCGGGCAGCCUCCAAGAUUUGCUUGGGGACACAGUACAUGUGUCGUUGGAGGUACUCGAGCCAUAGUCCUUGGAGGUCAAACCGGGGAAGAAUGGAUGCUAAGUGAGAUUCAUGAAUUAUCUUUAACAAGCUCCACGAUCUGA
Fraxinus pennsylvanica is the source of this 1872-nucleotide messenger RNA. NCBI's taxonomy places the organism in Eukaryota, Viridiplantae, Streptophyta, Magnoliopsida, Lamiales, Oleaceae. The record is from the annotation of a GenBank genome assembly.